CUACGAAAACUCUUACAUUCGACUCAGACGACACGACUGUUCCUAUAAACAGCGUUUAUUUCACGUAAUUUCGAGCAGUUGGCCGUAUUUUUAGUGGAUUGUGAGAGCGCGGCGGCUCCACGCCAGUGCGCUUGUCGACGGAUGUGACGUCAAAUGCCCGAGCAAGAGGGGGGCAACCGGCACGCUCUCUCCUGCCCUGCCACUUCCCUUUCUCCACCUCUCCUCUCAAGAACCGAGGGUGGCUUGUGUGGCGCUCCGCUGAGCCUUGUCCCCACAUGGCAGACAAAUAGCGCUUCUUCGUCACUACAACUACCGAGCGUGUCGCGAGCGCGAAAAGAUGCAAGGUGCGUGUGACAGCGGUUCCACGAGCGGUGAUUGCGACUCCGAGUUCGAGAGGCCUCCAAAACGGAUGCGCCAAAUUCAACCGUAUGCGUGUGACCCUUCCGCUUCGUCAAGCGACAGCGAGGACGACGAGCCAGACGAGCCGCCAUCGCCCAACGUGGGUCGGCAGCCGGGACCAGCAAUUUGGUGCUGCUGUGGCGACCGCUGCACCGACAUGCCGACGGCAAAGGAGCGGGUGUGCUGCCGAGAGCAAAAGAAUGUUGACAGUGCUGCGGAGGAACACGAGUGCAUCACAUUGCAUCCACUCUUUCAGCUUUAUUGUCUGAAUCGGCAUGUACUCGACUUAGAGUACGUAAAGCUGCAGUACUACUGCCCAUAUAAUCUAAGGCACAGACAAGAGCAUGAGUAAGUGGAAAUUUGUUUUUAGAGCAACCCUCAAUUUUUCGAAGCAUGAACACUGGUUUCUUUUACUUUUGCAGUCUUCUGAAAUGUGUGCAAACAUUCGGCACUUCUCAACCUCUUCUUUUUAUUCCUUAGCAAAUACAGGUACACUGCAUAUAGGCAGUUCGUGUGGUGGACAUACGGCAAACUAGGCAAGGGAAAAAGGGUCGUAAUCCCAAGCUGUGCUGUCCAGAGGAUCCGGAAGGAGUUCCCAACACAGGAUGGCCACUACACCGGCUACUUCGAC
Molecule: messenger RNA, 1030 nt
Organism: Rhipicephalus sanguineus (brown dog tick)
Lineage: Eukaryota; Metazoa; Arthropoda; Arachnida; Ixodida; Ixodidae
Exons: 2
Coding region: 338-751 (137 amino acids)
Source: RefSeq, a predicted model, not a curated record